AUGUCAAGACGUAGAGGUGGUCCUAGACCAAAAACUGCACCAAGUAUCGGGAAAGCCAAAGAUACAACAGUAUUCUUAGAAGCGUUGAAACUUUAUGAAUCCAAAAAUUAUAAGAAGUCAAUUAAACUUUUGGAUGGAGUAUUGAAAAAAAGCCACAACCACGUUGAUUCUUUGGUAUUAAAAGGUCUAGAUCUGUUUUACCUGGGUGAAAAAGACGAAGCCAAAGUAUUUGUAAACAAUGCUUUGAGUAAGAUUAACGGUACCGAAGCAUCUGCCAUAUGCUGCCAUGUUAUUGGUAUUUACAUGAGAUCCACUAAGCAAUAUUCAGAAUCUAUCAAAUGGUUUCAAGCAAGUUUAGACAAUGGUUCGAAAAACUAUCAAAUUUAUAGAGAUCUAUCCACUUUACAAUCACAAGUUGGCGAUUUCAAGGCUGUUUUAGAAUCAAGAAAACGCUAUUGGGAAAAUUACAUGGGUUACCGUGCUAAUUGGACUUCCUAUGCUGUAGCUCAAGAUAUUAAUGGUGAAUAUCAUCAAGCUGUCAAUACUUUAUCUCAAUUUGAAAAAUUGGCAGCUGGCAAAUUAGGUCAAACUGAAAUGUAUGAAAAUAAUGAAUGUAUCAUUUAUAAAAAUGAUAUUAUGUACAGAUCUGCAGGUAGUGAUAAAAGUAGAUUAGCCAAUGUAUUAAAACAUCUGGUUGAAAAUGAAAAGGAUAUUUAUGAUAAAUUUGCUGUAUUAGAAAGAAAGGCAUCUAUUUAUAUGAAGAUGGGUAAUUUUAAAGAAGCAUCAAUUGUUUACAGAACUUUAAUUAAGAGAAAUCCUGACAAUUUCAAAUACUAUAACUUAUUAGAAGUUGCAUUAAAUAUUAAGAAUGAUAACAAAUUAAGGAAGGCUUUAUAUGAAAAAUUGGAAACAUUUUAUCCAAGAUGCGAACCUCCAAAAUUUAUUCCUUUAACUUUUAUUACAGAUGAAGUUGAAUUAACAAAAAAUCUUGAAAAAUAUGUUUUACCAUUAUUGAGGCGCGGUGUUCCAGCUACUUUCUCUAAUGUGAAACCUUUAUAUAGAUCAAGAUCAUUUAUUGCUAAAAUAUUAGAAAAAAUUGUUAUUGAAUAUUUGGAAACAAUUGAUCCAAAAGAAUCUCCGAUUUCAUAUAUUUGGACUUGUUAUUAUUUGACUCAUCAUUAUUUAUUCUUGAAAGACUUUAAUAAAGCCCAAGAAUUCAUUGAAAAAGCUCUGUCUCAUUCUCCUACUAUUGUGGAAUUUUACAUCUUGAAAGGUCGUAUCUUAAAGCAUUUAGGCCUAUUAGAUGAUGCUGCUGGAGUUUUAGAAGAAGGUAGGCAAUUAGAUUUACAAGAUAGAUUUAUUAAUACCAAGACUGUCAAGUAUUUCUUAAGGGCCAAUAACAUCGAUAAAGCUGUAGAAAUCGCUUCAUUAUUCACUAAGAAUGAUGAUUCACCAAAUGGUAUUAAAGAUUUGCAUCUGGUCGAAGUUUCUUGGUUUAUUGUGGAACAAGCAGAAGCAUAUUAUAGAUUAUUUAUUGAGAAGAGGGAAAAACUUCAUAUUGAAAAGGCUAAAUUAGUAGAACUAUUAGCUAAUGAAACUCCAAAUGAAGAAGAAAGUGAAAAUAUUGCCAAAUUAGAAAGCGAAUUGAGGGAAUUAGAAUGGACUGUUAAGAAAUACCAAGGGUUGUCGUUGAAAAGAUUUGCAGCUAUCUCCAAGAUCUAUGACCAGUUUGAUGAUGACCAAUUAGAUUUCCAUUCUUACUGUAUGAGAAAGGGUACCCCAAGAGCUUAUUUGGAGAUGAUUCAAUGGGGCAAUACCAUUUUCACUCAGCCAAUGUAUGUUCGUGCAAUGGUGGGUGCAUCUAAGAUUCAAUUUGGCUUACAUGAUAAAUUAAUCGAAGAUAAACAGCUUGUUGCAAAUGAAGAAGAAAAUAAAAAUUCAACUAAAAUGAAUAAAAGAGUCAAAAAGGAAAUAGCGGCUUUGAAUAAGCGUAAAGAAGAUGAGAAAAAAUUUGUUGCUGCAUACACAAGUGAGCAAGAUCAAGAUGUUUACGGUAAAAAAUUAAUUGAUUCCAAAGAACCUUUGACCGAAUUUGCUAAUCUUUUCUAUACUAAAUAUAAUAAGCAAGUCCAGGAUUAUGCAAAGAAUAAUAUUCUUGAAUUUGAAUACCAUUAUAGAGAAGGAAAACUGGCUUUGUGUUUGGGAGCUAUUAGUAAAUAUUCUAAACGUUUUGGCAAGUCAAUCGAUGUUGUGGGCUCAUUGUCCAUUAUUCUUGGCCAAGCUGCCAGGGAAAACUCUUCCUUUGAUUCCCUUGCCAAAAAAGUUGCCUUGAAGGGCCUUGAAACAGAAAUUUCCGAGUUUCCUAUCAAUGAAAUCAACAAUAAUGAAUUUGAUUGGAUGAAAUAUUUCCAAGAUAACUAUAAAAUCCAUAACUUAAUCUCAUUGGUUUUAUUAAAACACUAUCUAAGGGGCAAUGACUCAAAUAUAUCUGACUUAAUUCUGAACUAUAGUGCCAAGUUAGAACCACAACAACAAAACAUGGUCUUGCAAUACGAAUUAUAA
This is a messenger RNA of Henningerozyma blattae CBS 6284, 2562 nucleotides long. It is a transcript of the gene NAT1, whose product is annotated as peptide alpha-N-acetyltransferase complex A subunit NAT1. Gene Ontology annotation, molecular function: protein-N-terminal amino-acid acetyltransferase activity; protein binding. The coding region runs from base 1 to 2562 and encodes 853 amino acids. Lineage: Eukaryota; Fungi; Ascomycota; Saccharomycetes; Saccharomycetales; Saccharomycetaceae. The record is from RefSeq and is a predicted model, not a curated record. Gene Ontology annotation, biological process: N-terminal peptidyl-methionine acetylation. The transcript has a single exon. Gene Ontology annotation, cellular component: NatA complex; cytoplasm.